Molecule: messenger RNA, 1926 nt
Organism: Rotaria sp. Silwood2
Lineage: Eukaryota; Metazoa; Rotifera; Eurotatoria; Philodinida; Philodinidae
Source: the annotation of a GenBank genome assembly
AUGAAAACAUUUCAUUCCACACAUGGUAAACAAUUUGUUAAUAAAAAAUAUCGUCGUGUAUUUUUAGCUGACGGUUAUAAAUCUAUCUCGGUUUAUGGUGAAAUUAAAUUAUAUAUAACUUUAGGUGACAUGCAAACCUUCAUUAGUACAUUUAUUCUUAAAGAAUUAUGUGCUGAUUGUAUAUUGGGCAUGGAUUUUAUUAAUAAAUAUAAAUUAAUUAUUAAUACAAGGGAACAAACAGUGUCAGUUUGUAACAACAACAAACAAAUCAUACUAAAAAUCGAUGUUAAUAAAGACAAUAUUCGUUAUCCAGCACGUGUGAUCAAUAACAUUCGAAUUCCACCAAAACGCACUGUUUUAGUUCCUGUAUCAGUCGAAUUAGCAUCAGCAAAUGAACAACUACUAUUCCUACUUUAUUUUUUUACAAAAGAUCCAACCAUUGAUCGCGAAUUAGUAAAUAGACACAUUGUUAAUUUGAUUCAACAUAUCGGUAAUGAUGAACAACGACAUGAAGUAAAAAUUGUUCUUGAUCGACAUGCAAAAUUAUUUGAUACUAGUAAACCAACCAUCGCUACUACUUUAAAGUCACAUGAAAUUAAAACAUUGAAUCAUUCACCACCAACAUCCAAACCAUAUUAUUCUACACCGCUCAAACAAGAAGAAAUGCAUAAGAUCACACAAGAACUAUUACAUUUUAGUUUAAUUCGUCCAUCUUAUUCACCUUAUGCCGCACCUGCAUUACUUGUUGCUAAAUAUGAUGGUACCUGGAGAAUGGUUGUUGAUUAUAAAAAAUUAAAUAAUAUUACUAUCAAAGAUAAUCAUCCAUUACCAAAUAUGGAACAAACGAUCCAGAUAUUAGACGGUGGUUAUCAAUUCUUUUCCAAAUUGGAUAUGAAAAGUGGAUUCUGGCAAAUUCCAAUUACAGAAGAAGACAAAUAUAAAACUGCAUUUAUUACUUCAGAUGGUCUUUACGAAUGGAAUGUUUUAGCUCAAGGAUUGAAGAAUAGUCCACCAUCUUUUCAACGAAUUAUGGCUGAUAUAUUAUCUUCAUGUCGGCAAUUUGCAUUAGUUUAUAUCGAUGAUAUUGUGGUUUAUUCUCAAUCAUUCGAUGAUCAUCUCAAUCACAUUACACAAGUAUUAUCGAUCUUGUUACAACAUAAUUGUCAACUUAAUCCAACCAAAUGCAGUAUCUUUCAACAACAAAUUGAUUAUUUAUCACAUACGAUUUCUGCAACUGGUGUUAAACUAACUGAUGAAAAAAUUCAAGCCAUUAUUAGAUUAUCUGAACCUAAUACAUUAGCUAAAGCAAACAAAUUCGUUGGUGUAUUAUCUUGGUAUCGCAAAUUUAUACCUCAAUUUGCAACAAUUGCAGCACCUAUUCAUAGCAUUACAAAUUUAACAAAGCCUAAUAGAAAAAAAUUUACUUGGGGAGAGUCACAGAAACAAGCAUUUCUACAAUUAAAACAACUAUUGGCUAAUUCUCCAUUAUUUCUUGAUUUUCAGAAUGAUAAUUAUCCAGUUAUAUUGACAACUGAUGCAUCGAAACUUGGCAUUAGUGGUACAUUACAACAAAUUAUUAAUGAAGAAACAAAAAAUUUAUAUUAUAAUUCCCAAGUGACCUCCUCUACGCAGAGAAGAUAUGACCCAAUUGAAUUAGAAGCUUUAGCUAUAUGGUUAUGUUUUCAACGUAUGCGAUCUUAUAUACUUGGUAGAUCUAUUAUAAUCUAUACUGAUCAUUGUCCUUUAUACAAUAUGAUGAAUUCAUCUGUGAAGAAUCAACUAGUAGAUCGUAUAUCCAUAUUAUUACAAGAAUAUAAUAUUGAGAAAGUUAUUCAUAUUAAGGGUCAAAAUAAUUGCUUAGCCGAUUAUUUAUCUCGGCAUCCUAUUCAACAUGACGAAGAAAUAUUUAAUGAAGAGUAUAGAUAA